Aspergillus melleus is the source of this 1527-nucleotide messenger RNA. It is a transcript of the gene UAP1, whose product is annotated as UDP-N-acetylglucosamine diphosphorylase. Gene Ontology annotation, molecular function: UDP-N-acetylglucosamine diphosphorylase activity. The coding region runs from base 1 to 1527 and encodes 508 amino acids. Gene Ontology annotation, biological process: UDP-N-acetylglucosamine biosynthetic process. The record is from RefSeq and is a predicted model, not a curated record. The transcript is spliced from 3 exons. NCBI's taxonomy places the organism in Eukaryota, Fungi, Ascomycota, Eurotiomycetes, Eurotiales, Aspergillaceae.
AUGGCUGCUGCUAUCAAAGAGACCGUCUCCAACCUUGUGGACAAAUUCUCGGGUCACCAGGAUGCCCCUCGUCAGCCCUCCGACGAAGAGUUCCAGCAACUACAGCAGAAGUACACCGACGCCGGACAAGGACACCUAUUUGCCUUCGUCGGCGAGCUGAAGCCCGCCGAGAAGACUCAGCUCUUCCACCAGCUGAACAACUUCAACCCCACCCGCAUCAACGAGCUGGCCGACAAGGCUCUGAACCCCGCCAAAUCCCAGGAGGGACCCGUCUCCCUCGAACCUCUGCCCGAAGUGGCCACGGCCUCGAUCCUCGACUCCGACCCCAAGGACAUUCAGAAGUGGUAUGAUGAAGGUCUGCAGCUCGUCGCAGCAAACCAGGUUGCCGUCGUCCUGAUGGCUGGUGGCCAGGGUACUCGCCUGGGAAGCUCCGCCCCCAAGGGCUGCUUCAACAUCGAGCUGCCCAGCCAGAAGUCCCUCUUCCAGAUUCAGGCGGAGCGGAUUGCCAAGCUCCAGCAGCUGGCCCAGAAGGUUUCCGGCAAGGAGGCCGUGAUCCCUUGGUACGUGAUGACCAGUGGACCUACCCGCAAGCCUACGGAGGAGUUCUUCCAGAAGAACCAGUACUUCGGCCUGAGCUCGAGCAACGUCGUCAUCUUCGAGCAGGGUGUUCUGCCCUGCAUUUCCAACGAGGGCAAGAUCUUGAUGGAAUCCAAGUCUAAGGUUGCUGUUGCCCCCGACGGAAACGGUGGAAUCUACCAGGCCCUCCUCACCUCCGGCGUGAGAGAGGACAUGCGGAAGCGGGGUAUCCAGCACAUUCACACCUACUGUGUCGACAACUGCCUGGUCAAGGUUGCCGACCCCGUGUUCCUCGGAUUUGCCGCCUCGAAGGACGUCGACAUUGCCACCAAGGUUGUCCGCAAGCGUAACGCCACCGAGUCGGUGGGAUUGAUCCUGCAGAAGAACGGCAAGCCCGACGUGGUGGAAUACUCGGAGAUCGACCAGGAGACUGCCGAGGCCAAGGACCCCAAGCAGCCCGAUGUCCUGAAGUUCCGUGCCGCCAACAUUGUCAACCACUACUACUCCUUCCGAUUCUUCGACUCGAUCGAGACCUGGGCGCACAAGCUGCCCCACCACGUUGCCCGCAAGAAGAUCCCUUGCAUCCUGGCCGAGACCGGCGAGGCUUUCAAGCCCGAGAAGCCCAACGGUGUCAAGCUGGAGCAGUUCGUCUUUGACGUCUUCCCCUUGACCCCUCUGGAGAAGUUCGCCUCCAUCGAGGUGCGCCGUGAGGACGAGUUCUCGCCCUUGAAGAACGCCAAGGGUACCGGGGAGGACGACCAGGACACCAGCAAGCGGGACAUUAUGAAGCAGGGACAACGAUGGAUCGAGCAGGCCGGUGGCAUUGUGGUCACCGAGGACGAGUCGGUUGGUGUUGAGGUGUCCCCGUUGAUCAGCUACGGCGGCGAGGGACUCGAGUUCCUGAAGGGCCGUGAAAUCAAGGCCCCGGCUGUGAUUGAGAAGGAAGAAUAA